Drosophila rhopaloa is the source of this 1370-nucleotide messenger RNA. RefSeq lists its product as uncharacterized. The record is from RefSeq and is a predicted model, not a curated record. Bases 89 to 1282 code for a protein of 397 amino acids. NCBI's taxonomy places the organism in Eukaryota, Metazoa, Arthropoda, Insecta, Diptera, Drosophilidae. The transcript has 2 exons.
UACAACGGUGAAUUGGCCUUGUCAUGCUUUUCUUGUUUUGUAUCCACAAAUACCUUGUUUUCGUGUUAAAUUACUUACAAUUGAAAGAAUGGAGCAGAUCCGAGUGGUGGUGCAGUUGAGUGAUACCAAAUCCUUUGGAAAUGCAGCGGAAUCUGCAGGAGAACACCGACCAGGAGCUCCAAAAUCCGGAAGGGAACAACAGUCACCGGAGACCUUUCAAUAUGGCGGCCAGGUGAGCGUUCUGGACGAGCACAGCCUGCGGCUGGUCUACUGCCAAAACGCCUCCAAUCCCCACCUUCUCCUGGCCCAAAGGUUUCACUUCGAUGUGCUGGGCACACAUGAAAGUGGCGAUGAGAUAGCCACCCUGCUCACCUACCUUUUCGUAGGAAGGCGUGAUGGCUUCCUGAUGCAUCUGCGUGUGAAUCGUGAGUGCCACCUGAUGUUCCUCCUGGACACCCUGGUGAUUCAGGUGAGAUUGAAGCUCCAGCGCGAGGGUCUCCACCUGGAUCACGGCAUAGUGCGGUUCCGGAAACUUCUGGAGGAGGAAGAUGGCAGGAGCGGCAGUGGAAACAGGCUGCCAACGGAGCGCUCCUUCAGCGACAUCCAUGGCCUCAUGUUGUGGCUCCUAAAUCAGUACAGAAUGCGGGCAGGCCUCAGCACAGGACCGGGUCACGAAGCCCUGGAGGUGGAGUACGUGGUGUCCUCGCAGCAGAGGCACAUCCAGUUUAGUGUGCGUCUGCAUGUCCUUCUAGUGGCCAUGGUGGAGCUAAGUGAGAGCUCCUCCCUGGGACUGCGUUGGUAUUUUCGGGAUGACCAGAUGACCUCCCCGGUGGUGGCCACUGAACUCGUAUCUUUCAUGCUGCACAUCUCCAAGGGGAGUCGCGGACAUCAUCUUUACAUGCCCGUACUGGUCCAUGUGGUGGCUACUGACUCCCAGGUGGAUAGCCUCAAUGCACAGCUGCUCAGCCUGGCACAUUUGGUCGGUCGGCAGAACCACCAUCAGCCGGAGAUCUUGUCGUCCCCUAGUUCCAUUGACCACUUGGGUCAGAUGGAAGUCCAACAACAGGAGAUCCAUGAUCGCUUUCAGCUGGUUCACGCCAGUCUGAUGCAGUACAUCCUGAAGGUGGAGCAACUGAAGAGCUACAGGCAAAGAUUCGAUGACCAGUUGGCCCAGUUCGAGGAACUACUGAAACAGACAGCCCACACCGAAUUUGGCCAAUUUCUAAGGGUUUCGCAAGCGAGUCUGGAUCACAUUAACAAUCUGAUGGAAAAGACUGCCUAGGAAUGUUGUCUCCUUUUAUUUCGUUUAUGUAAAACUAAGAGUGUGUCUUAUCUGUAUUGAUUUUAAAUUACAAUGUUCUCGCAAAUAA